Messenger RNA from Tupaia belangeri chinensis (Chinese tree shrew), 1997 nucleotides. RefSeq names its product solute carrier family 35 member F2 (gene SLC35F2). Gene Ontology annotation, biological process: transmembrane transport. Gene Ontology annotation, molecular function: transmembrane transporter activity. The transcript is spliced from 9 exons. The coding region runs from base 420 to 1403 and encodes 327 amino acids. Gene Ontology annotation, cellular component: membrane. Lineage: Eukaryota; Metazoa; Chordata; Mammalia; Scandentia; Tupaiidae. The record is from RefSeq and is a predicted model, not a curated record.
AGCUUCCCCACACGAAGGAGCUCAUGCAAACGCUCCGGGAGACGCGAACGGCGAAUGGUGAGGCGGUAACGGGAGCCGACCUGACUUGGAAGAGGAAGCAUCGACUCCACGAGUCGCCCUCACUCCUUUGGAUUAGCCUUUGUGGCUACACCCGCGGCGGCUACCGGCAACGAAUUUAGCUCAGCUUAGGCCCGACAGCCCGGGUUCCGCGGCCGCAUCACGUGAUACGGCGGGCGGGGGCGCGCUCGGGAGCGAGCGUGGGAGCCUGGGAACCUCGAGUGUCCUCCAAAGACCUUGAAGCCUGCCUAAUUCACCUGCAAAUUCAGUAAAUAUGAAGAAGAUAUGCUUCAGGGAGCAGCCCUUAACCAGUUCAGUCAGAAGCCAGUGGGAAUAUUUUGAAAACAGUGGCUCUGGGUCAGAUGUUGUCCUUGUGUAUAUGUGGGACAGCCAUCACUAGCCAGUAUUUGGCAGAAAAAUACCAAGUGAAUACCCCCAUGCUUCAGAGCUUUAUCAACUAUUGCUUGCUGUUCCUAAUUUAUACAGUGAUGCUGGCCUUUCAAUCAGGCAGUGAUAAUCUUCUAAAUAUCUUGAAAAGAAAGUGGUGGAAGUACAUCCUGCUGGGCCUGGCAGACGUAGAAGCUAACUACCUGAUUGUCAGAGCAUACCAGUACACGACUCUGACCAGUGUCCAGCUUUUGGAUUGCUUUGGGAUUCCUGUGUUGAUGGCUCUUUCGUGGUUUAUUCUUUAUGCAAGAUAUAGAGUGAUCCACUUCAUCGCUGUGUCUGUCUGUCUUUUGGGUGUUGGAACCAUGGUUGGCGCGGACAUAUUAGCAGGAAGGGAAGACAGUUCAGGGAGCCAAGUACUGAUCGGAGACAUCUUGGUCCUUCUUGGGGCAUCUCUCUAUGCCGUUUCUAAUGUUUGCGAAGAAUACAUCGUGAAGAAGCUGAGCAGACAGGAGUUUUUAGGAAUGGUGGGCUUAUUCGGAACCAUUAUCAGUGGCAUACAACUAUUGAUCGUGGAAUAUAAAGACAUUGCCAGCAUUCAUUGGGACUGGAAAAUAGCUCUGCUGUUUGUGGCAUUUGCCCUCUGUAUGUUUUGCCUGUACAGCUUUAUGCCAUUGGUGAUUAAAGUCACCAGUGCCACUUCUGUCAACCUAGGCAUCCUGACGGCUGACCUCUACAGUCUUUUCUUUGGACUCUUUCUAUUUGGCUAUAAGUUCUCGGGACUCUACAUCCUGUCCUUCACCAUCAUCAUGGUGGGGUUUAUCCUGUACUGCUCCACCCCGACUCGCACGGCGGAGCCGGCUGAGAGCAGCGUGCCCCAGGUGACCAGCAUCGGGAUUGACAACCUGGGACUGAAGCUCGAGGAGAACCUCCAGGAGACCCCCACUGCUAUCUUGUAGCUGGGAAAGAUGGUGCACAUGCACCUCGCAAGAUAAAGCAGAGCCCGCUGACUGUGGAGAAACACCUGGGGAGUUACCAGCCUGGAGCGAACACACUGCAGCCCUGGACUGGAUCGGUGCUUGGAUUAGAAAGGAACUCUAAACGAUGUAUCUGAAGUAGAAAUAGCAAGACAGAGCAGAGCCCAAGGCUAGGACUGUGUUUCGUUGUUUGAGGGCCAAUACACGUUAGUGUCAGGGAGCGAGGUGCAGGACCCACACUGGAGUUUCAGAGGCACCAGUGGGACAGCAGGAUGGGGGAGAUGCUGGGGCAAAGGUGGCUCAGGCCAAGACCUGGAAGCAGGCUAUGCAGCCUGGGCUGUGUGGUCUGGUGGGGGCAGUACAGGAUGGUUCUGGAGUGGGUUGUCUGUGGGUGAAGGCUUUGAGUUUUUGGGCUUUAGGUGCCAUAAAGCCUUGCAUCUUACGGGAAUACAGGCGGGGCAGCGCUUGAGAAGUCCUGAUAUACAGGUGUGAGUUCGAUGGAAGCACUAAACUGGAGUGCAGUGAACCUGGGGACCCGCUUCCCAUUGCCUUUUUUUUUUUUUUUUAAAUAAACAU